This is a messenger RNA of Clonostachys rhizophaga, 1404 nucleotides long. NCBI's taxonomy places the organism in Eukaryota, Fungi, Ascomycota, Sordariomycetes, Hypocreales, Bionectriaceae. The record is from the annotation of a GenBank genome assembly.
AUGGCUUCGCAGGUGGGCUAUUCAGCAGUCAUUACACCUGUAUCCAGAGUCCCGCUCGACAUAUGGCUUCAGAUUGCUGAGUGCCUAAUUAUGGGAGACGAUAGAGCCAUUAUUAACGCUUGGCUGAAUGUCCGCCGUGCGAGUCGAAUCCUUCGAAAUGCCAUCGAGACGGUAUUUGCGAAUCAGCUGCUGCCUAUAACCGAGAUCGAGUUCAAAGUCGAUAGCAGAGGUGACUACUUGGAUGGCAUGAUCGAGCGGCGUUUUUUCACCGACGAUGGUGAAGUAAAAGAAAACAAAGGCCUCAUUGAAGGGUUGGUUGUACGCCUUGAUCGCUUCUCCCCGGAAUCUGCCCAGCAUGGCGAUGUGGCGCAGAAUAGGAGGCUCGCCGUCUUCAAGGCCAACGACUUCCGCAUUGAGGUGCUAUGCAAAGGCCGACUGCAGGAAAUGCCAGCAAGCACGGCGGAUCUGGAGACGGCUUGGAGGAUCGACAUGCAGCGUUAUAUCGGCAGUAGCCAUGCGCGCAUCGAGAUAACACCCCACAUCGUCAAGCUGCGAGGCAUUGUCAACGACACAGAGCUGCCAGAUCUCGAGGUCGACUACGAGGCUCAUGAGGUGUCAUUCGAUUGGAAGCAUAUGUUUACCAAACUUCUUAGCGAGGAGAAUUCGGUUAAUCAAAUGCAGGAGGGUUUAUCUGUGUCGGAACAAGUGUUGACAACACUGCGCGGGACUGAGCAGCUCAACUUCCUCGAUCUUCUCGACUACCAGCGCAUGGCAUGGACAGUGGACACCUGUUAUUCUGGCACUGUAAAUCUUCCCUGCCAACUGUGUGCAGCUCAAGGGAACAUUGAGUCUUUCGGAGCUUUUGUCCGAAUCAAGGGACAAGAGUACGCUGCUUCACCUGAACCAAGCUUGCCACCUAGCGCAGAUCCAAGCCUACCACCUCACAGCGAAGGACAGCUGCUACGGUGUCCGACAAUAUGGCGCUUCUUCCGAGAUGUGUUCAACAAGCUCAGUCUUGUACGACGCGAUUUUCCUUUGACUGUUGCACGUGAGCGCUCUGCGCGGCGUAGGGCCCGUGAGUCUAGGCUGAGGCGGUGGUACCACGAACACAACCGAGAUUGGGCUGUCUAUGAGCACGACUGGGUAUCUCAGGCCAGAACACUGCAGAGGCUUCACCUCGUUCGGUUAAAUAGCCGUGAAGGGAACAGGGCUACGGAUCACGAAUGGAAAGAGAAUGAAGAGCGUUUGGAGUGGUACUCUCAACCGCACACCUUACCGUUUUACGUGGAUGAACACGCAGAAGCUGAAGCAGACGAGAUAACCAAGGGGUUUCUAAACCCACAAGUAGAGAGCUAUUGGUAUGGCAUGGCCUUUGAUAAUGAAGAAGGAUGUCUUCUCAUGUAA